AUGGGCCUUCCUAUACAUUUUGUUGUUGACCCUCAGGGAUGGUUCUGCGUGGGAGUCAUUUUCUUCAUCUGGCUGUACAACACUCUGUUUAUUCCAAAGCUUAUUCUCUUCCCCCGCUUUGAGGAAGGAGACCUUUCCCCAGCUGCUAUAUGGGGUAAGUGUUUUGUAACUUAUGGUUUACCCUCCUACCACAUCCAUCUGGAAUUGUUCAUCCUACAUACACACUACAAACAAUUUUGUGUGAUAAUUCUCUAGCAACAUUCCAUCACAGCUCAGUAUGUAUGCAUUAAGUAUGUUAUUAUGUACUUUGAGUAUGUCAUGCUUACUCAUAUCUGGAAAUGCAAAUUAUUAUUAUUUUCCAUUUAAACAUUUAAUGUGUAUUUUGUCUUAGAUCCAAACAGAAGAGUAGCAGAGAUCUCCACUAUUUGGAAUGAAUGCAAAAUAAAAAUGUUUAACAUUAUGUUGGCUGGCUGUUUAAAAACAAAAUAUACAGUGCAAUACAUACACACAUAUAUAUAUAUAUAUAUAUAUACACACACAUAUACAUAUACACCUCAACUAAUAAUAGGAGUGAUAUUAGUGACUUGUUUACAUUUAAUUAUGUGUGAGAGAUAAUUAAAUGCCUAAAAUUGCUUCAAGCAUCUACAUGUUUGUCUUCACACUAGUAUUGUUAAAUAUGGCUUGCAUCAUUUGGGAGGGGGGUACUAUUCCAUCCAUCUUUUAAUCUAUACUUUUGAAUAUAAUAUAUUGUAUUAUAGACUAAUAUGUAGUCCUAGCAAAUGGAAAUGCUGUCAUGAGGAGUAUUUUAUGAACUCCUCACGGCACUUAGUGGUGCUUGAAUCAGACCCCUCCCCCCCACCGGUAUGUGCAAUUUUAAUAACUUAAAAGUUAUUAAUAUGCCAAAACAAUAUAUCACACUUAAUACAUUACAAAACUUUAUUUUACCCUGGCAAGGUGUUAGGGUAAGUAUACCCUAAAUUACAAAACCUGGGAAAACCAACAAUAGAAACAGAAUAGACAUAUUACCGGCCAUUAGCGUGGCCAGGUUUAUCGUAUAUAUAAAAGAGAAAUCAUGGUCAAUAGACAAGCCAUUUUCAGUGUAACAAAUUAGCGGAUAAUCAGAGUUAUUAAGCAUGUCACAGUUACAGUGGUACUCAGAAUCCAAAACACAAGCUUGAGAAACCAGAAAUACUAAGAAUAUCAAGAAUUUGCUAAUCAUGUACCAGAACAGAAACUACAACAGGGCAAUAAAAAAAAGGUGUAAAUCUGCUUACGUGCAUACUGAUUGGUUCAGAUCACUCCUGCAACCCCAAAUCAGUAAGAGAAUGGGGUCGUCUGAGAGUCCAUAAGUGAUGGGGGGCACUUUAAUUUUAUAAAAGGACAUGACCUGCAAGUAGGCAGCGUCCAUCAAUCUGCCAGGGAGAGGGGAAGACAGCAUACUUGUUAACGCCACAAUGUAAGCUAUGUUAUUUUUAGUCUGAAUCAAGAAUGCAUUAUUCUGUUGCUUUUUAUUUUCCAGACGAGGUGGAAUAAACAUCCAAGGUUUUUUUCAUGUAUGAUAGCAUCCAAAUAUCUCUCAUUGGAGAUAUUAAAUUAUUUACUAUUUAAAUAGCCUUAACUGACAUUUCAUUUGAAAUGUAUUUGUUUAAAUAUCUUAUAAAUUCUAGACUUCUUUUUGGUGCACUUAGGAGUAGUGUGUUCUUCUUUUUAAAUGAAAUGUUUGAAUUCAACUAUCAGAAUUAGUGUACAUACACCUUUUACUUUUAAUAUGAUGCUACAAUAAUGGUACGAGGGUUUUAAUAUAUUUGAUAGAUGCAAGAGUCCAUCAGAUAGUGUUGCUAUUACCCAAACUAUAAAAGUGAUGACAACAUUCAUUUUAGUGAAUCCAUGUGCUUCAUGUAGAACGAGUCUGUGUUUUACAUUAGAUUAUUUUUAUUUAUUUUUUUUUAUUAUUUUUACUUUCCCCCCCCUAGCUUACUAUGCAGCUUCCUUGUUUUGUGUUGUUUCACUUGUGAGAGCCUCAACUGCAGACCCCGGCAAACUGCGAGAAAGUCCAAGGAUACCUCUGACAGGUAGUGAUUUUACAUUAUUUUAGGUUUUGCUUUCUUGAGAAGCAGUCUCCAAUAUGUUGUGAAAAUAUUUAUUAAAGUGGCAAAACAGGCAGGAAUUGUCCCCCAGGUCUUGAAAAAAAAAAAAAAAAAAUACAUUACAAUUUUUUUCCCCUUACUGUCCUUGAGCUACAUAAACCUGAGAAAUUGUUACCUUUACAAACAGUAUGUUUACAAAUAUACUUCUUAACACAUACUGUUCCUUCUGUACUAUAUUGGUGGACAAGUACAUUGUGACAAUAUUUAGACACGCAUGCUCUUUGAUUAAUUCCUGCAGUGCUGUUGGGGUGUUUAACAGUUGGUAUUAUGUAGUUCAAGGCAGUUUCCUGUAUUUUUUCCCUUAUUUUAAAGCUGUCCUGACCUAGGUUGACCAUUGCUGUAACUAGUUUUAUUUUUCUUCUUGAAUGAUCUGCUAUUCAGAAAAGCACAUGGUUAUUCCAGGGACAGUAAAACCUUGUACAGUAGAUUCUAUGUUUUGCUAAUCGGGUACCAGAACAGAAACAACAAAAGAGCAAUAAAAAGGUGUAAAUCUGUUUAUGUGCAAAAUUAAAGAGUUUUACUUUAUUUCCCCCGGUGCUCCCAUCUUGCAUUGGCUGCCCCUACUCUGCUUGCUAUAUUAAUAAUCCCAGCCAAUGCAAUGCUUACUUAUAUGGAAGAGGUGGGAGGCUAGUGCGCAUACAUUGCAAUUGCCGUGCUGCACCAAUUAUAGAGAUGCAUUUACUCAGUGCAUCUCUAUGGGAAACGUUUGCGGUCAUCAUGCAGAGCAUCAGUCCUGCAGUCUUGGCAGGACCUCAAACAGGAAGUCCCUCUAGUGGCUGCCUGAAGGACAGAUACUAGAGGUGGCAUUAGGCAGCAAUGUAAACACUUCCUUUUCUCUGAAAAUGCAGUGAUUACACUGAUGAACCAAACGUAACAGUCUCUUUGCCGUAGAACCAAUAUGUUGUAGUUUCCAUUUAAGACUGAUCCCAUCCACAACAACAGAUCAAAACCAAAAUACAGGUUGCAGGGCCGGCGCGCCCUAUAGGCGAUUUAGGCAGUAUAUAGGACUCAAGUUUCGAGUGACCUGGCAGGAGGGAAGCGCACAACAUUCCUUCUUGUCCGUCACUCUGUGUAGCGUGGCCGGGCGGCGCGGACAGCUAUACAGGAGCUUUUGUUUCCUGUACCCGGCCAGACUGAAAGGAAGUGCUCUCUCAGUGAGCACUUCCUGUCAGUCCGGCCGGGUACGGGAAGCACAAGCUCCUGUACAGCGGUUCGCGCCGCCCGGCCACGUUACACUGAGGGAGAUGGGAGAGACCAUUAAGGGGGGGAGGUGGGGGAAAGACCACUGGGGUGGACAGACCACUAAGGGGGGGAGAAACCACGAAGAGGGAGGUGGGGGGGCGGAAACCAAGAGCCAAGAGGGGUGAGAACUCUAAGAGUCAGGGGGAGGGAGAGCACUAUGGGAACGGGGAGAGGGCAGGGGAGAGCACUAAGGGACAGGAGGGGAGAUCACAGGAGGGCAGUGGAGAGCACUAAGGGACAGCGGGGGCAGGGGAGAUCACUAAGGGAUGGGAGAGCACUAAGGGAUAAUAGGGGAUGGGAGAGCACUAAGGGGCAGGAAGGGAGGGGAGAGCACUAAGGGGCAGGAGGGAAAGGGACAACACUAAGACACUAAACACAUACACAAUGCAUCCUUACACAUACACAGAAACACACAAUGCAUGCCUACACACUGUCACGGGUGGCGGUAUGGAAACCGGGACACCUGAGUGCCAGAUGAGAAGUGGGAGUCUUCAGCGUGGAAGUGGAUUACAAGGCCCGGUGCAGGGUAACCGCACCCCCCUGGUGUUGAGUACCAGCGUUUGUGCGGCCACAAACCAAGACCCUGUUGCAGCUUAGUGGAAGCCAGAGCAGAUGAAUGCUAAGAUGUAUCCAGUACUGAAACAAGGCAAGGCUAGGAUAUUCACCAAACAUGAAAACAAGACAGAACUAAUAGAACCCAGAACCAGAGCAGGACAGAAAGCAGAACAUGUACACAAGACAUAAGGGAACAUUAACUAAACAGGGGCAGGACAGGACUGUACAUGGACUGGGAAUACAAACUAAAACAAGACAAGAUAUAAUAGGCAAAACAAGAGGAGACAUAACUAAGCACUAUAUAUGAAAAGUAUGGGGAUUUAGUUACAUUAUAUGAUCAUACAUUGCAUAAGCCUGCCACAACGCCUAUGUACACCAUAUUCGGCAGGUCCUACACUGCCUAAUGUUCCUUAAAACAACCAAAGAAGACAUUUAUAGCACUUACCUGCAAGAAAGGGCAGAAGCCUUGAGCAGCUGCCUGCAGGAACACUGAAACAAGAGGAAUGAUGGAAAACAGACAGGUGUGGCAACAUAAAACAAACAUUUAAAGGAAACCUGGAGACUGGGAAUCCCAGGGAUGGAUUACAGGAAUGAACCCAGAAAUCCCAGCAAUAAAGAAAACCAGACAUAGACUCGAAAACCAGAAAAACCAAGAAAAACUAAACAAGAAUUGUAAAAAGAGUUCUGGAUAGUAGAAGCCAAGGCCAGACAUCUCCACAGAACAGAGCAGGAUGUGACACAGAAACAUACAAUGCAUCCCUACUCACAUACAGACACACCGAAACAUACAAUGCAUCCUACACUCACACAGAAACACACCAUGCAUCCAUUACACACACACAAUGCAUACCUCACAAACACACACACAAUGCAGCCCUUGCACACAUCCACAGAAGCACACACUGCUUUUUUUUAAUGCAUCUCUUACACACACUAAAUGCACCCAUUACAGACACACACACACUGCAUUACAUUACAUACACCGAAACCUUGCUUCCCUGCUUCCCUUACACCUACAAAGAUUCACACACUGCAUCCCAUAUAUAUAUAUAUAUAUAUAUAUAUACACACACACACUACAUCCCUUACACAAACUGGUAUCCUUAUACACUACAUUCCAUAAGAACACACACACAUUACAUCCUCUAAAAUAACACAUAACACAUACUCUACACACAUACACUCCACUCCCUGUGAGUGAACUCAUGGGUGGGUCUUGUAGGCAUAAGGCUUGUGUUGCGGGCCUUGUAGGCAUACACACAGCCAGACUGCGAUCUGUUUGAGCUCCUAAAAAAUGGAACUGCUUCCUGUUAGUUGAUUUUUGUGAGCACUGCCUCCAGAGAGCCUGUUUUAACAUCAGACCAGUGGAGCCAGACUGCAGCCUGAGCCCAUCACCAUCCUCUUGUUCUCAUCUGGUGGUAAGUAGGCAAUCCAGUAUAUUAUUAGUGGCACUAAUCUCUAAUUUACCUCACAUUUAAGGGGCAAUAUAGUCACCAGAACCACUACAGCUUAAUGUAGUGGUUCUGGUGUCUAUAGCCUGUCCCUGAGGCUUUUCAAUGUAAACACACUGUCUUUUCAUAUGGCAUAUGGCAGAUCAUAUGAGUGGGGCAUUGUGAUGUCACAUGGUGGGAAGAGUAUAUGGGGGGGAAGGGGGAGGGGCAAAUUUUUGUUUGCCUAGGUAGGCAAAAAUCCUUGCACCGGCCCUGACAGGUUGGGUCCCUUCUGUAUUAGAGAUGGCUGAAUCCCAGACAAGCCAGGGACUGGAAGAUCUGAAACAUUAACUGUGUCAUCCUGAAUUUCUUGAACAAUUAUUAAACCUUUUGACCAUGUCUGCAUGCUUAAUAUUUAGAAUUAUUGCCAUCUAAUUUGCAGCCUGGUGAGUUUUUGUGUUUGCAUGUGCAUAGUUAUAAUCAAGAAAAUGCGUGAGAAUGUAUGAAAUUCUCCUUGACUAACAUGCAAUACUUGUUUAUUUUUGUGAUACAUCUCUUGAUACAUACAUGUUUUGAUAAGUAGUCUGACUAGCUAAAAAUAUUCAGUAAAGUGUGUAUUGGUUUACUUCUUUUCUGAGAUUGUGGCUCCAUAGCAACUGUAAAGCUUCAUCAAACAAUCUAUUUUGGUGUAUACAAAGCCAAGAGUAUGCUAUAAGAGUGACAGUAGCCUGUAUAUUUGUUCUUAGAACCCUGUUAAGCCUGCUAAACUUCCCUUACCCUUCAAACAUUGUCCUGUCUACUGGAAAGUAAUAUAUUCAUCCUCAACACAUACAUACAUACAUUAUUAACCCCUUAGUGAUUGACGACAUACGCUUUAUGUCUUCAUCACACAUACACAAACUGUGGAUGGGGGGCUUUUUUCAUUUAAAGGACCCCAAACUCCUCACUUGUGAGGCAAUCAGACAGUAGCCCCCAUGGCUAACCAUGCUGAAAGCUUUCGGAUACCGUUCCAUGAGGGUUCCUGCAAUAACAUUACAAAGGCUGUUACAAACCGUCACAUCAUUUUGAUGCCUCAGCUCAUGCUACAGGGCUGUAGACAGUCACUUUACACACCGAGAUCAGUGUGUACAGGGCUAUUUCUGGCUGCCUCACAUGUAAAGCAGUUCAGCCGUAGAGCCGAGGCAUUAUUAUCUUUGUGACUGCCUCUCACUGCACUCACUGAUCCUAAAGUAUCUUUGAAGGGGUGGAGGUAGUUUUUGCUGCACUUGUGUAUAAGUUAGUUAGGCAUGUAGAAUUUUGGUGCAGGGUUAAAAAAGGUUUAGGACAGAGGACAUAUAGGACAGUGGUCUUGUAUGUUUAAACCUGGCUUGGAAGGUUAAACACACCUAUAACGGCGCUUCUUCUGCACUGACAGAGUAACGUGACGCUACAGGUCAUAGGGAAGCAUUGAAUACAAUUGUUUCCUAUUGGGAAACUUUGCUGCAUGUUUGGUUCUGGAAAAAGAUGAGUAAAAAGCUUCUCCAAUGGUUAAUGUAAAUUCAAUAUGGUAUGCUGCGCAUAAUCUACACGUGACAAGUUAGUCCUUCGAUUUAGCAUUUCUGAGAACUCUUGAUUCCACAAUUCUCCCAGACUGCCCCACUGGUUAUGUAAAAAAGUACAGAUCUGAUUCAUACUUUAUCAUGCAUUUGAUGCAGACACUCUUACACUGUUUGAAACACUGAUUUUUCAGCUAAAGGAGAAGUUAUGGAUCAGAAGAAGUCUGAAACAUGUUGCCACUCUGAGCACAUUUACAUAUCCAGCAGGGUGUUCUGGGAGAAUUGUGAAUAUAUGAUUUCUCAGAAUUGCAGUGCCAUAAGAGAAAACAUUAAUGUAUUUUAUCAUGGAGAGUUUUUACUUGUGUGUUACCUAAGUGUAUGUCUUGAUGCCCCUGACAUUGACGCUUGUCAGUUCGGUGUCACAGAUAGUGUCAACUUAUUAAAUAGCAUCUCUAGGGCAUGUCUAAUUUGAUACUAUAUGUUCUAAACAACAAACUAUCAAAAAAGUGAAUUUGAGUAAUACAGAAUUGCUCUGAAUGGCUCUCCUUUGGCUUGUUGUUAAAAUAAAAAGUGUACAGAGGAAGAUGGAGCAGAGAAGUAAAUGUGAAAAUAAAACCUCUUGUUAAUAUUGUUGUUUUCCUGUUAGAGAAAGAAUUAUGGGAAUUGUGCAAUAAAUGCAAUAUGAUGAGACCCAAACGGUCCCACCACUGCAGUCGCUGUGGCCACUGUGUCAGAAGAAUGGAUCACCACUGUCCAUGGUAAGACUAAAUUUGAGUGCUUGACUCCUUCUUAACCCAACCUUCUGCAAAUGGCUCUUAAGCAUUUUUCUUCUGCCUUUAUUUUGAAGCUAUGUUCUUUGAAAUUGUACAUUAGCCACAAUUUGUGCUGAUUAUUACAAUAAACCAAAAAUUACAAUAUCAUAAAACGUUCCCUCAGGAAACAAAAUGUGUAACUGUGGCAAAUGCAGUGAUGUGGUUAACUAGGUGUGGAAUAGUUAGUAUGGAAUGCGAAAGUAAGAGUGGCUAAUUAGGUAAUUGAGGAUUGUGAUUGUGCUUAAAUAAGUAUUAAACAAGUAUGUGUGAAUAUUGGUAAUUAAGUGUGUAAGAAUGAAGCAGUCUCUGCUUAGUGCUUAAAGAGACACUAUAGUCACUAUAGUGGUUCUGGUGUUGAUAGCCUGACCCUGCAGGCUUUUCAAUGUAAAUGCUGCAUUUUUAGAGAAAAGCCAGUGUUUUACAUUGGUGCCUAGAAACACCUCUAGUGGCAGUCACUCAGACGGAAUACUUUGCAGCACUGGCAUUACUGCAUGGAGACGCUGAACAUUCCCAAUUGAUUCAAUGCAUCUAUGAGGAGAUACCUAUUGGCGCAGUGAUUUGCUGCUCAUGGGCAAUACCCUCCCAAUGCUUGGCAUGGCAUGAUUGGAGCAGACCCGUGACCUAAACAGCCACACCAGCAGCACUAUAGUAUCAGGAAUGCAUGUCUAUAUUCAUGAGGCUACAGUGUUCCUUUAAUAAUGAGACUUUCAAUUUUAGACCAUAAAUGAAAAUAAAAUUAACAAAAUUCAUAACUCAUUUGAAUUAGAUAACCUUUUGCUUAGUAUUCAACUUCUAUGGUUUAUUCAGAAAGUAUUCUUUAUGUUGCAGCCUUAUUUUACACUCGUUUAACCUCCCCUCCCCCCCCAGCUCUACUCAGUACCCCAUAAUGACAGAGCACAAAAAUAUAUAUAUUAUUUUUUGUUUUGUUUACAUUAUUGCAAAUAUUUUAAACAAAAAAAAAAAUCUCUCAUUGACUCAAGUAUUCAGACCCUUUACUCAUACUGUACUUAUUUGAAGCACUGUAUGUAGCGAUUAUAGCCUCAAGUCUUUUUGGCUGUAAUGCAACAAAGGUUUCUGGACCAACUGAGGGAAAGAUCAAUGGAGAAAAACAGUCUCCCAGUUCCUGCUGCUGAGAAACACCCCCAAAGCAUGAUGCUGCCACCAUCAUGCUUCACUGUUGUGAUAAUUUUGCACAGGUGAUGAGAGGUGCCUUGUUUCCUCCAGACAUAACUUUUUCAAUUGAGGCCAAACAGAUCAGUCUUUGUUUAAUCAGACCAGAGAAUCUUGUUUCUUACAGUCAGAGUUCUUAGGUGCUGUUAUACAAACUCCAAGUGAGCUUUCACCUGUCUUGCGGUGAGGAGAGGCUUCUGUCAGGCCAGUCAGUCACCUCUCCUACCAAGGCCCCCGAUUGCUCAGUUUGGCCACACGGCCAUCUCUAGAAAGAGUCCUGAUUGCACAAAAUGUCUUCCAUUUAAGAACUAUGGAGGCCACUGUGUCCUUGGGAAGCUUCAAUUCAGCAAAGAAAUGUUUGUAAUCCUUUUCCAGGUCUGUACUUUGACACAAUAAUGCCUCUGAGCCCUGCAGGCAGCUCCUUUUACCUCAUGGCUUGGUUUUUGCUCUGAUAUGCAUUUACAGGUGUGAAACCAUAUAUGGAGGGGUGUGUACCUUUCCAAAUUAUGUUCAAUCCAUUGAAUUUGCCACAGUGGACUAAAAUUAAAGUGUAGAAUCGUCUUGAUGGUAAUACAGAGAAAUGGGAUGCAUCUCUGCAAAAUUUCACUAGUCAUAAUAAAGAUUAUGAAUACUUAUGGCAUUGUGAUAUCUCGGCAUUUUCUUUUUAACAAAAUGUAUGUUUUCAAACAUCUGGUUUUUAUUUUGUCAUUAUGAAGUAGUGAGUGUAAAAAAAAAAAAAAGUAAUUUAACCAAUUGUAUCAUAAGGCUGCAGUACAAAAAAUGUGAGACAAAGGGGUCUAAAUACUUGCUGAAUGCAUUGCAUAUACAAGCACUGAUUGAGACAUUUGCUGUUCUAUUUAUUCUUACUGAACACGGAGUACAAUAUUAAAAAUACAUUUUUAGCACUUUAUUUUUUUUAAAGGAGCACUCCAUAGCUAUGCCCCCAAUAAAAACAUAUAUGCAUUUAUUUCUGUAUUUUUUCUUAUGAAAUACACCAGUCAUAAAUUGCUUGUUGAGAAGAAAGCCUUUGAUAUUGCUGCUCUCCUGUGCAUCUCAAUGAGCUGUAAAACAGCUCGUUGGGAACACCAUUGUGCCCUAGCUCGCCUCCAGCCACCUCUGUGCAGCUAAUGGAAGAUGAAAAAUAGCCAUGAAGGUGCUUCUGCUCCCAGUUAUAAAAGUGACGAUUUCUAAAUAUCAGAUGUGACAGACUUAAGGCACAUGAAGCAUUUUAGCAAACUGAAGUGCUUUAUUUUCAUGAAGUGUUCCUUUAAGCUACUCAAAACCAACACUGAUUAGACAAUCUGGGCCAUUUGAGAAAGCUGUCUUUCGUGAAGAGAGGCAGGGCCUGGGUACAAUUGGAUAUGCUUGUUAAAGUUAUCAUUGCUUCUCCUUCCUGCAGUGGCUUUGGUUCGGAGCCUCUAGAAAGCCAGUGCUAGUUUCGUUCCCACCACCUGUACAGUAAAUUUAACUCACUUGGUAUGCUCGCCCAGGCUUGUUUUCCUUGCAGAAACCACAACUGGAAAUUUUGAGUGCUGGGUGAUGCUAUUCAACAUCUGUUCUGUUCUUAUUUAUACAUAUCUCCUGAAAUGUUGUAUAUUUUAUGUGUUUUUUCUAGAUCAAGGAGGUGGACAUAUUUUAGCUAUGUUCUCAUUUCUGUUUUCCCCUUUCCAUAGGAUAAACAAUUGUGUAGGUGAAGAUAACCAUUGGCUGUUUCUACAGCUCUGCUUCUACACACAGGUCCUCAGCGGCUAUACUUUGAUUCUAGAUUUCUGCCACUACUAUUAUUUUCUACCUCUGAAAAGCAUCAAUUGGGUAUGAAGUCAUACUGUUCUUUCAAAAAACAUGUUUUUAUUUUUUUGUCUUCUUCUUAUACAUGAAUUGUUAAUGAUGUUUUCACAGUAAGCUAUCUAAAAAUGUUUUAACGGAGUAUACAAGCAUACACCAGAUGCUUACAUUGCUCCAUUUUAUAUUAUAAUUGGUAUUUAUAUACUGCCAAUUUAUUCCGCAGCUCUUUACAAUAAUAAUUAAUUACAAAAUUAUUCAGAGACAAUAGGUAUAUGAGGACCUUGCUCAGACGAGCUUAAAGUUUAGAGGAUGUGGGUUAUAAAAUACAAUAGGAAAGACAUCAAGGGGGACAGCAAACAAAAAAGGUGGGAAAGUUGCAGAACUGGAGGCGAGAGUGGAGUGUGAACAUUUAGGAGAGAGCCAGAGACAGAUUUGUGAAAUAGAAAUUACUCUGGAAGGCCAUAUGUAUUUCUGCAAAAAUGGGUAUUGAGGGACUUCUUAAAUGAUUGAACUAGAAGAGAGUCUGGUGGUAGGCAGGCUAUUCCAAAGGAAAGGAGCUGCCCGUGAAAAGUCCUACAAACGCGAAUUAGCAGUAAGGGUGUGUGCAGCGGACAGGAAAAGAUCACCGGUAGAGCGGAUAGACAGAGAAGGGUCAUAUCAACAAAAUGGUGAAGAUAUAUAACUGGCUAGAGUUGUUUUGAGCUUUGUAGGUAAGGGUUGGUAUUUUGAAUUGACACCUAUAGGAUACAGGAAGCCAGUGUAAGGAUCGACAGAGUGGCGACGUGUGAAAGGAGUGACUAGAGAAGGAUGAGCCUGGUGGCAGCAUUCAUUACAGAUUGUAGCUUCUGGAGAGACAGGUUAGGAGAGAAUUACAUUAAUCAAUGCGAGAAAUUACUAGAACAUUAAAACAAGCUCUUUGGCAGAAUCUUGCGUAAGAGAAGGGCAGACACAGGCAAUGUUUUUGAGGUGGAAUCUACAGGUUUUAGCAACAUACUGGACCUGAGGCACAAAGGUGAGUCCAGGAUCACAGAAAACACCAAGCUUGCAAAAAUGGGCUGAUGUGAAUAUCAACUAUCAACUUGCAGGGAGAGUGAAAGAGGAGCAUCAAAAUUAUGAUGAGGAAAAAUAAGAAGCUCUGUUUUAGAGCGAUUGAGUUUUAAAAAGUGGGAGGGCAUGCAGUCAUGGAUGGAAGAUAAAAGAAAAGAGAUAUAUCAGGGUGUCACUGACGUACAGGUGGUAGUGGAAUCUAUGAUAUGUAAAAUCUAAAUACUGUGAAUAUCCUCUGUGUGUAUUCACACACCCUGUCUAUUUUGAUGGGUUGUUUUUUUUGUUUUUAAAUGAUGUUUUCUAGUCCUUGCUUUUCUUGCUCAAAUAGAAUAUUUGUAAGCAGCUUAUUGUCUAAUAUAUAUGCAUAAGAAAAGCAGCAGAGGGCACCCUUGUAUAAUAACUGGUAGUAAAUUCUCUUGUAAGGCAGCAGAACAUGUUUCUUAAAGAGACACUAAACCGGAACUCUUGCAUUUUAUAAUUUGAGAGAAUAGAGAAUCAAAAAAACAAAACAAAGAGGUUUAGUACUAAAAAAAAGAACAUAGUUUCUUAAUGGAAUUAUGUAAAAACAAGUAAAAAAUACUUUCCUUAUAUUCUUGCUUUCAUGUUAAUUCAACAUACCAUAUUUUAAUAAAAAUUAUACAUAUUUAUGGCAAAUCAUUUUUUUAAGUUUAUCUUUAAAAUAAUUGCUUGAAUAUUUUUAUAUAUAUCUUUAGUUCUGUAAUUUUGUUCAUUUUCAUUACAGGACUUAUUCAUAUUUCGACACGAGCUGGCCUUUCUUAGGAUAUCAACGUUUAUGGGCAUUCUCAUGUUUGGUGGCAUGUGCAGUCUUUUCUACACACAGGUUAUUGGCAUACUAACCGUACGUGACAUUCCAUUUAAUUUCAUCAUUUUCAUUCUGUCUGAUAUUAAAAAUCAAUCAUAGCAGUGUGUUUGCUAAUAUUGUUGUUAGACAUUGCUACAUACACCCUUUUUGAGCCCUGCACCAAUAAUGGCUGUCUGAGAACCACACAGUCAUGACUGCAAAGCCUCCAAACAGGGUCAGAUUUGCUUUUAAGAGGUUAAUCCAACCAAAAACAGUGUUUUAAUAAAUGGAGUAACCCUUACUGGCAUGCCACGCCCUCCCCUCACUCUCCCCCCAUCCCCACUAAAAUAAAGAAAAUAAGAAAAUUUAAUUACACGCUUUCUCUGUGUUUGCUGGACAAGCAGCAUCCCCAACAUUUAUUUUCAAUUGUACAAGUCCAUACAAGUAGCCUCCAAACACAUGUGUUUGUAGGCAACUAGUGGGGUUCAGUGUGUGGGAUGCUGCUUGUGAUGUUGUGUUCCUGUAUGUCAACAUGUGUUAGAAUUAUUUGUAUUCUUUUACCUAUUGUACUGCGCUGAAUAUGUUAGCACUAUAUAAAAGGUUGUAAUAAUUGCAUGUGUGCGUGUGUAUGUGUGUGUGUAAGGAGACUGUAUGCAGUAUUGCAAUGGUGGGGAGGUUGCAUUUGGUUUUCCAUGUGUGGGAUUGUGUGCAUACAGUGAUGCUCCUGGUGGGUUUGAGUGUGUGGUUGAUUAUCUGCAGUGUUGUAUAUGGAUGGAGAUGGCUGGUUGUAUUGCAGUGUGCGUGGUAGGGCCUGUUGUAUGUGUGUGGGAUAGGGACCAUAUUAGGCGUCUGGACGGAUACUGGGGCUGUAGUGAGUAUUUGUUUGAAUAAUAGAGGCUCUACUGUGUGGGGGAUAUAAAGGCUGCAGUUUGUUUGUGCAUGUGGAUAGUGUCUGCAGUGUGUGCAUGUGUGGAUAUGAGCUGUAGUAGGUGCAUGGGGGGAUAGUGGCUAAAGUAAAUGCAGGAGUGACAGGGGCUACACUGGGUGCUGGAAAGCAUAGGGGCUACAUUCGGUGCAGGGAGGGAUAUGGGCUGUAGUGGACGAGACAGAGAUAGGUUCUGAGGUGGGUACAGGGUGAAUUAGGGGCUGUGGUGGGUGAAAGGGGAUAGGGGCUGAUGUGGAUUCUGAGGGAGAUGGAGAAUGAGGUGAGGGGAGCCUAGGGCUGAGGUGGGUAGAGACCAUAAGGGCUGAGGUGAGUCCUGGUGGAGAUGGGUGAAGGCAGGCCUAAGUGGGUGCUGGGGGAGAUAGGGCCUGAGGUAGGUGGAGGGAGGCAGGCUUGGGGCUGAGGUGGGGGGGUAGUGCUGAGGUGGGUGCUGAUAGAGAUGAGGGCUGGGUUGGUGGAGGUGGACCUGGGGCUGAGGGAGAUGGGGACUAAGGUGGGUGGAGGAGGGCCUGGGUCUGAGGUGUGUGGCGGGGGGCCUGGGGCUGAGGGAGAUGGGGGUUGAUGUGGGUGCAGGGGGCCUGGGGCUGUGGGAGAUGGGGGUUGAGGUGGGUGGAGGGAGGUCUGGGGCUGAGUGCUGUGGGAGAUGGGGGCUGUGGUGGGUGGAGAGGGACCUUGGGCUGAUGGAGAUGGGGGCUGUGGUGGGUGGAGAGGGACCUUGGGCUGAGGGAGAUGGGGGUUGAGGGGGGCCUGGGGCAGAGGGAGAUGGGGGCUGAGAUGGGGAUUGAGGUUAGUGAAGGGGGGCCUGGAGGAUUUACAUACCUGCUGCUUAAGCCACUCAGCAGGAAAGAAGGAGAGGAGGGCAGGAAGGUAUGUAACUUCCAUUCCCCUGGGCCCUGCCUCCUCCCUUCACACCAGAGCUCCGCACAAGAAAAGGAUGGAGGAGACCUGGUACAGAGCAAUAUUGCUGCCAGGUCUCACUCAGAAGGUGAGGGGGACACUUCAGGGGCUUGAUGUGCAAUUUUGCCUCCCUGGCUGGGGAGAUCUCUGAUCUCCCCAGCCAGAGAGAGUGCAUGGCUGUUCAGGCAGCUGGGCCCCUGACUGCCUCGAGUGGUCAGUCCGCCCCUGUUUACAGACAGAUUCCCUAACAGACACACUCACACAUUUACUGAUUCUGACACACUAACACACAUUUUCUCAUACACUCACAAAUUAUUAUUGUUAUAUUUUAUUUUAAAUCCGCCCAGCAUCCCUAUCUUUGAGAGAGCUGGAGUGGAUUCUUUCCACUCCAGUCCAGCUGUGCUGCUGGGUGGGAAGACGACUGGCUUGUAGAUAUGCAAUGGAGACGGAGAGGGAGCUGUAAACUUCUUGCUCUGCUGCCUCGCACGCCGCUUAGUAAUGCCGGGGCUGGAGUGACUUCAUUUCCCGACAUCACAGCAGAGUGCGCGAGGGAGCAGAGCAAGUAGAGCACAGAGAUCUACAAUAUGCUACAAUAUGCGCAUCCACCUGCUUCGUGGUGAGCCUACGGUGGCCAGCCGACCAGCUCUUUAGCUCUUCAUGACAUGAAGCUCCUCAUGCAUAAGGAAACACUUUUUAGCCUUGUGGUAAAUACAGUGCUGCCUGGAUAGAGCUCUGGGCUUCUAGUGUCACAUGUGCUGGGAGUGCAACUAGCCCCAGGACACAAUUGCAAAUUACCCAGGUUUUGCAGAGUUCCAAGCAAAAACACUGCACAUCCAGACUCCUACCACCAUGACCACUUCAAAAAGCAGAAGUGGUCAUGGUGGUUGGAGUAUCCCUUUAAGGUCUGCCUAGUAGCAAAGGAUUUUAAAUGUUAAGCCCUGAUGGUAUGAUCUGUUUGUUUUUAGUGUGUGGGUGUUUUUGUUUUUUCUAUAGCGGUACAAACCCAAGUUGAAUAUAAAAUUAUUUUUGUGAAAGGCUUACUUAUCUUGAGUUCUGCAACCCAAAUUAAGAAAUUUCUGGUCAUGAACUAUUUGCCGUCUCUCCACAGUGGGUUAAGGCUAGUUCUUGGUUGCGGUGCACAUGUUCAGUGUGUGAUGUUCCUCUGGGUGUGAUAUGACAGGCUAUAAUAUGACAUAAUUGUGUGUCAAUGGGACUUGUCAACUGAUGUAAUAUGAAUCCUAAUGAGGUCUGCAGAAAUCUCCUUUAGGAAGAGCCCCAAAUGAUCUCUUUUGGUGGUUUGACAGUGUGUGAAAGAGGUAACCUUUCCUCUAGCAUUUCCCGGAGUAUUUUCACCCUUCAAACAGAACCCUUGUUUUGUUUUGUUUUUUAUUUGGUUUUCCUUUGGGGGAGGGGGAUGUUUGCAUGUAUAAGUAUUGAUAGUUUUGUUCCCUAUUCUAUGUGUUUGACAGGCAAGUUUAUAGAUUGUUCUGCUCUCUGUACUGAAUACUGUACACUAUUCUACCUGUGAUUAAUAUGAUAGCGCAUCGAUGGCAAACCUAUGACAUGCGUGCCACAAUGGGCAUGCAGAGGCCCCUCUGUUGGCAUACGAACCAAAUGUUCUAGCUUACCAAGGGCCAGCUUUUCCAUUAAGAUGUAUUAGCAGGGUGCACAGUGUCUGAGGAUAAUGCAACCUCCAUCAAAAGAGCCAUAUCUAUUCAUUAUCUUACCAAAUGGGUAACAUAUUAGGUGAAAUAAUGAUUCCAUCAUAGUUAGGUGGUGGAGCACAUGGUCUGCACCACCUUGCUCCCUCAUGGUUUCAGCAGUAAAAGCGCAGUCGCUUGGAUUCCCAGUCAGUGCUCUGACUUUUACACUGAGUGCCAGAUCAGAAGGAGCGAUAAACAUGGUCUGCACCUUCACCUACACCAGUGAAUCAUUAUUAAAAUCACUGGACAACCAGGGAGUUAUCAAUCCCACUGUACCCCCAAUGAUUCAUUACUAACCCCACAAGACCACAUCAGACCAAGCAUUAAAUCCCACUGGAUCACCAGGUAAUUAUUAUUAAACCCAAUUUAACAACCAGGCCACAAGGAAAGAUAGCUCUCUCAUUGCAAAAAAGAUUAAGAUUAAGUGAAGGGACAAACAAAAGUUUUCUAUUUUUUUUAAUUUUAUAAAGGUAGUUACAUUAAAAUAACCACCCAGUACACAUAUCACACACAACUUGACUUGUGUUUUCAAUUUUAAUUGCUGUAUUGCCACUUUGAGAUAAAUAAGUUGGUUUAGCAUUGCAGUUUGGGCACUCCGGUUUUAAAAGGUUCGCCAUAUCUGUCCUAGAGCAUCUGCAUGUUGAUACACUGGAGCAAGUGUAGCUAAAAGGUAGAAUUCCUGGCAAUUAUAGAACUAGAGGUCCUUUGAUGUUUCAACAUUAGGCAAUUUGUCUUAUCAUCAAUCCUGCUCUUAAGCCAAAGUCUGUUCACUGUUUUUUACCAUUGGUUGUGGUUUCAGUUUAGUGUUCUGUCUCAUUUGCAUGUUAAUUAUGUUACUUUCCAUUGUUCUGUGUACAUACAAUAAUGCGUGUCUGACGGAGACUGUACAUUCUGUUCCAGAUCUGCGCAUGUUUUUACUGUGCUAUAGUGUAUGUUCAGCUUUCCUGCCGUGCUGUGAUUUAUAGAUCUCACGCCACCUCCUGGGUAGGUCUUGAUUAAUUAAUGGACCAUAAGUCUGGUCUUGCACUCAUUUAUAUUAAUCAGUUUGAUUAAUGAAGCAAAGACUGGUUUUAGACAUGUUGUCACUCACUGCUGAUUGAGGCAAAUAUUAAUCUGACUUUCAUUGACACUGCUGGGUGUGAGGUUAUCAGAGCUAGAUAAUGUUAUGUACAAGUGUUGAUGACAAAAUGCAAUAUUUCAUUUGUGGCAAGAAUUUCCCAAAUUUCUGUUGUGGCCAGGCUGGAAUAAAAAUUUUUGUGUAACUGUAGGUUUUGAAGUAGCCGUUUUCCUUGUUUUUCCAUCCUGUGUGUAUGGAUUGUUUUUUUAAAGGCUGAACUGUCUACCAAACUGGAGAUAUCUCCCCCAGGUUAAGCAAACGGUCUAGCUCUUUAUGCAUUGAGCAUCAAAUGUGCCUCGUAAGCAACUACUAAAAAAUCACCAUGGAAUAUGUCACACUGGUUACACUUGUCUGAAAUGCUUUGUGUUAGCAUCUUCAUAACCAAGAGGCUGGUUCACAUGGGAUAUUUCCUUUCACAUGCCGAUGUUCAUAGGAAGUGAAAAAAGCUAGCCAGGAUCAUUUAGAAUCUGCAGUGACCGUUAAAGCAAGUAGACAGCCACAGAUUGCCUACACGUCUUCAAGGUAGGAUUCUGCAGUUGGAUGUUAAAGGCAGGCAAUAGGCAGGUAACAUGUAUGCUCAUAAUGUAUGUGAUUGGAUUUAAUACAAAGGUCACCGUAUGUAUUAAAACAACCAACUUAAUUCAAGUUGAUUUUUAAUUGUAAUUGAAACAGAAAUGCUGUAUUUUGGUCACAGAUCACAAAAUAAAAGAUCUUGGUUGGAGCAGCGAGCGUGCACACUAUUGCCCACACAGCUUUUCAGUGAGCUUUAAAACCUCUAGCAUGGCAUGAUUCCUGCUUUUGUUAGCUCCAUAGAGCUAAUGAAAGAAGAAGAAAACCUCUCUGGCUGUCUGAUUGACCAUGGUUAUAAACGUGUGAUUUCCGUUGAAGCUGUCACAAGCUUAUGUGUGUGCAGUGACCCCUUUAAGAUAAUUACAAAAAACGUACACAUACGGAAUAGUAUGAUGAAUAUUCUAGAGCAGUAUUGUUUAGCACUUACCUAAUCUGUUCAGCUCUAUGCUAUAACAUUGGUUCACCAAAAAUAUUUUAUGUAUUCAGCCUUUCUUCUCUCUAAAAUGACUGCUGUAAUUUUUUGUUGGUGCUCUGUGCAUUAAUGUAAAAUUUUUAUCACAUUUUGCAAUCGUAUUUUCCUAAUAUCUAAAAGAUCAGGCCCUGUUAACUGUAUAGCAGACUUUAACCAUUAAUUAUGUGACAACCCAAUCGACUGCCCACUGUUUAUUACUUGGCAAAUUGUGUAGUAUUUAUUUCACCAGAAGAUUAGAAUUGUAGAUCCCUCUAAAAAGGGAUCAGAAUAAUAGGAAACACAUGGGGAAUGGGGCACACAAAUAUAAAGAAACAACAAGGAAGAUUGUGAGCCAAUCAUAUGACUUGUGAAAAGAUGUUUAAAAUGUAAUUUCAUGUAUAGCUGGCAUUUUUACAGUUUUCCUUAAGCAAUCUGUCUUUGUGUAACUGUGUCAAGGGUUGCAAAUAGUGCCUCGUAUCUUGUGUGUGCAGUUAUUCUUCAGCACCUUCUUCUCCUUAUCUGUCCUCUUCCUUUCCCUCGAUUACGAUCCACUCCACUGGAGUUAAGGGGGGGUCGUAUUUUCUUUGUCUGGAUGGAAAACUUGAUCAGGACUCCAGGAAUGAUCCCCCUUGCAGGUUGUUGUGCACAGUGUACAAAAGCAGAUUAUCUGUGACCCAGAUAAAGUAAUUAGAAUUUAGUCAGACACUUACAGACAUGGGUUCGGAUAAUCUAAUUUCCAAAAGUUAAAAAGGUCCUCAUUCCUUAUAACAUGACCAGAUGUUUCAAUUGGGAUACAUCCUUCAAGAAAACUAAUCUCUAGCCUAAUUUUAAGGGAUUAUGGUGAUUGUUUCUGUAUUGCAAGUAAAAUGUCUUUGAGCUUCUUAUAUUUUAUAAAAACAAAUGCAUGCUGAAAUACUUCAGCAAUUUUAUGCAAUUUCUUUUUGGUGUUUGCAUGUUUGGCCCUUUUUUUACCUUCAGUUGUGAAUGGUGUGUUGUAUUGUCAUAAAAUACUGAGAGGAGCUUAACCAGGAUCUCUUUAUUCUCAGUCUCCCCUUCACAACUGAACUAUAACCUGUGACCUAUUUCCUGUUCCAGGUUACAUGACAAGAUUUAAAGUGAACCAACACAUUAACUAUUUAAGGUAGAGCAGUGCAGUUAAAGGACCACUAUAGUGCCAGGAAAACAUACUCGUUUUCCUGGCACUAUAGUGCCCUGAGGGUGCCCCCACCCUCAGGGACCCCCUCCCGUCCGGAUCUGGGGAGAGGAAGGGGUUAAACACUUACCUUUCUCCAGCGCCGGGCGGGGAGCUGUACUCCUCCUCUCCUCCUUGCUCGCGACGUCAUCGGCUGAAUGCGCAUGCGCGGCAGGAGCCGCGCGCGCAUUCAGCCGGUCGCAUAGGAAAGCAUUUGCAAUGCUUUCCUAUGGACGCUUGCGUGCUCUCACUGUGAUUUUCACAGUGAGAAGCACGCAAGCGCCUCUAGCGGCUGUCAAUAAGACAGCCACUAGAGGCUCUGGAGGCUGGAUUAACCCUCAGUAUAAACAUAGCAGUUUCUCUGAAACUGCUAUGUUUAUAAAAAAAAGGGUUAAUCCUAGCUGGACCUGGCACCCAGACCACUUGAUUGAGCUGAAGUGGUCUGGGUGCCUAGAGUGGUCCUUUAAACAAUAAACAUUAGAGAUGUCACAAGCAAAAUGACAUAUCAUCACAAAUGGUACUAAUUAUCCCUCCACUAUAGUUUGGUCAUGUUAUGAGAAGCCCUCGAGUCGCACUUUGCAAUCCUUGAUUCUGAAUUGUAUUUUCUACUUCUACAGCAGCUAUAUAGUUUUAUGUGCUCUGGUUGUAUAUUCCUCGAUAUUGUCAGACUUUACAGUGUGUACUCUGCUUCAUGUUCAAAUUGUUUCUAUCAAUAUCUUCCCUUUUCAAUUAACAGAAUGCCAUAUUCCAAUUUAGGACUAAUCACCAGAGGUUUAAGGAAAGGAAAAACUAAAGUUUAGUCAAAGCCCACCUACUUUUCCAAGCAUACAGUUAGUUCACAUGCAUUAGGGACUGUUAUUGUCAUAUUUGCCUGUACUAAAUACACUAAACACUCCUGCCCGCAUAACAUCAGUUAGUGUCUGGGCUUUGUUUUACAUUUUAAGGUUUAAACAAUUUGGCAACAUUUUACACUAAAGUUGGGGUUCUAUUUCUACUAACAUACAUGAUUAUGGCCUCAUGGCCAAAACGUUGUAUUUUUUGUUUUGUCUCCUGGACCAUAACUAAAUAUACCUUAUUCUUCACCCUGCACUGUGUAGCCUGUGGCUCUAUACUUCUGCAUCUCAGCAGAGAACUGUGGUUCUGCAGUAAGAUGUUGCAUGAAAGCAUACAUUAAAGUAGCUGUUACCUCAAAUGUAUAUUUCUCCUAUUGUUUCUUCUUCUCUUAUGAGGUUGGGCUUUCAUGUUUUGGAUGUGUUGUUUCAGCAUAUCCCACAGAUGCUCUACCAGAUUGAGAUCUGGGGAAUAUGGAGGCCAAAGCAACACCUUGAACUCCUUGGUUUCCUUUCUGAAACCAUUCCUGGUCAAUUUUUAAAAUGUGGCAAGAUGUAUUAUCCUGCUAUAAGAGGCCACUGCCAUUGGGGAACACCACUGGCAUGAAGGGCUGCACGUGGUCUACAACAAUCUCUAGGUAGGUGCCAAAGUAACAAUCACAUGAAUGGCAGAAUCCAAGGUUUCCCAGCAGAACAUUGCCCUGUGCAUAAAGCUGACUCAGCCGGCCUGCCUUCUUCUCAUAGUGCAUCCUGCUGUCAUCUCUUCUAAAAGAAGACAUGAUUCAUCAUACCAUGCAACCAUCUUACAUUUCUCCAUUGAAGGUGCUUUUGGCGGUUAACAGGGGUCAUCAUGGGCCAUAAUGGGCACUCUGACCGGACUGCAGCUAUGCAGCCCCAUAUGCAGCACUUUGUGUUCUGACACUUUUCUGUCAUGGCCAGCAUUAAGUUUUUAGCAAUUCGAAGUACAGUAGUUCUUCUGUGUGAACAGACCAGGUGGGCUAUCCUUCACUCCCCAUGUGCAUCAUUGAGCCUUAUAAAUAAAAAGGAUAGCCCUACAGGAUAACUUAAAGCUUUAAAAUGUAACUUUGAUUCCUCAAUAUCAACAUUUCAGAUUGAUUGCAAAUAUUUAAUCAAGAUAAUGAUGUGUUUUUUUUAUAAUAUAUAUGUUACAAACGGUGGUAUUUCGUCUACCCGUUCGUUUUCUUCCCGAACUGCCAGAAGCUGAGUGAUUAUAGCUUAUAGUUCGGGUGUUGAUUCGAACGUUCUCCAGACGAAAAUACAGCAUAGAAGUAAAUCCACCAAGUAAUCAGAUGCAUACCCAAACAUCAGCCUGAACUAGAUGACGGGUACAACAGGAAUGUUUUUAUUCAGGCCAAACGGCCGGCUUUUAUGCAAGACAAGGGUACAGUAUACACACCCACAACAUGCCCCUUACAUUCCUGAGUCACAAUGACUCAAAAUAAAAUAUAAAAUAUCAAAAGUACAUAAUAAAAUACAUAAAUAUUGUAGGGACCCCCACAAAUGGCAUAUCCUCGGAUAGCAUGGAUCUGAGCGCCCAAGUUGUACAAAUAGUGCUCAGAUCCCACAAACAAAUCCGAAUUGCACCUGGGUAAACAUUUGACUGACGAGGCACUUGCCCAAAACAGUUCCAGAGUUUCAUGGGUAGCGGUCGGUCAAUUUCGUGAGUCCCAAUCUGAAGAAAUACACAAACUGUGUCCCUGGCUCAUAGGUAGCGUUUGUUCCCUGGGUUCAUGAGAACAAACCUACCAAACAGCACUCUCCUGGUGGGAAAAGAAGCAGGUGUUCGCGAAGUUGACCAGCGUUUGGGAAGUCGAGUGCCCGAUUUGGAGUUCCAGACACUCGACGACCAAGUCCCGCUGCUGCUUUUUGUGCGCCAAGAUGGCCACCAUUUUCUACAACACGUGUUUGGUUACACGAGCGCUAAUUCCUGUGGUUUUCUUUGAACUUAAUGAGCCAGGGGGGUGGUCGUUGUUCGGUAGAUUUAUCUACCGAACCAAAAAAUAACGAAUGAGAACCAAAGUAUGGAGAGUGCCUUGCAAAAGUAUUCACCCCCUUGGCAUUUUUCAUGUUUUGUUGCCUCACAACCUGGAAUUAAAAUGGAUUGUUUGAGGAUUUGCAUCAUUUAAUUUACAGAACAUGCCCACAACUUUGAACAUGUUUUUUUUUUGUAUUGUGAAGCAAACAACAAAUAGGACAAAAUAACAGUGAGUGUAUGUAUGUGAAAGUCAGCUAGGAUGUCUGUAAGUAAAUGUGUGAAAGUCAGCUAGGAUGUCUGUAAGUAAAUGUGUGUGCCUUUCAAAGUGUCAAAUCAGUGUGUGUGUUAAUAAAUAUAUAUAUAUAUAUAUAUAUAUUAUCGUUUCACUUUUAGAAUAUUGUGAGAGGUGGCACAAGUGCAUUUGCUGUUUAUUGGAAAGCUUUCAGUAGCAGAGCGCUUACAAUGUUUCCCUAAGGUUAUCAAAAAUGUCAGCCUCAGCAGAAGUACAUUGUUUUUCCCUAGUGAUAUUUGUGUUUGUUUUAAUUAUGUUUCUUAGGGUUUUAUUUGUUUGUGUUUACUUGAGCACUCUUUUCUAUUUUCUAUUACAAGAUUUAGUAAUACAGACUCAUUAAUUGAAAAUUAAAAUAGACCCUUGGUAGCCUUAAUUAACUUGUUUAGAAUGGCAUUGGGUUUAUCUUCUCUUUCAUGUUACAUUUACUACCUUUUAUGCUUUUUCGUGGUGUUUUUUUUUUCUUUUACACAUUUUAAGCAUGUUUUAGAGGAAGUUCAGCAAUCCCUCUAUGGCUCUUUUCCAGUUUAUCUCUGGCCACAAGACCGUUCUCCUCUGUAGGCGUAACUUACGAGCUAUUUGCGUCUUUACUGCUUGUUAAUCCGAAAGUAAUGAGUGGGGAAAAUUUGUGUAACAUGCUUCACCUUCCUAAUCUUUUCGUGCAUUUUCUCUAUUUAUUUUGUUUGUUCUAAUCUAAGCCCCAUGAGGUUGUGUGUGUUUCCUGGAAGAUUGAGAAUUGAGAAUACAUCCGUGUUCAGAGAGUGGCUGACUGAGCUCUCAAUCAAGCACAUCUUAUUCUUCUGAUCCACUGUAAUUCUUUAGUCCUUUAUUGGACUAAACAUAUGAUUUUUAUUCCUACAGAUACUAACCAUUAUCUUUAGGCUACAUGACGAAUCAACAAUGUUGUAUAUUGGCAUGAUACCGCUAUUUUUAAAUUUAUUUUUUGCUUUUGUUUUUUCACUCCUUUUAGAAUUUUGAUGAGGCAGCUUGUACUUUUAGAAGCUGCUUUCUCCAUCAGAAGCUGUGACCGCAAUAAAACUAGCAGUGAUAUUCAGUAAACUGAAUAUUUGCAAAUUAUGAAUGAAUAAAAAAAUUAGAAGAUUUGGAAAAAAAUUCCAGCCAUAGUCACAACUCUUGGAUUUAAGUCCCCAAAAUUCCCAGUUUGGUGAAUAACCCUUUUAGUAACACUUUCUUGCAGAGCCCCAAAAGUGCCGCCUAAAUGUCUUUCUUUUUUUAUUUUAACCAUGUGCACAUUGUUCUAUCUCAUGCAUACAAAAUUGUAGAUUGCGCCUACGAGAUGAUUAACAUGUGCGCAUGUUUUUAAUUCUCUAGUGCACAGGAAAUAAAUAUAGUUAACUUGUGCACAUGAUUUAUUCUGCUCAUGAGAUAACUAUGUAGUGGACAGCAGGGCCAUGCUUCUGUAAGCACCUACCUUACUCCCUGAUUACCUAUGCCUGUUCCUGUCCCUGACUGGCCCCUCCAUGGUGGGGCUUCCUGACUUCACUGCCAUGUUGGAGUCCAGCCAGUGAUCAGAGCAGGCCAGCGUCAUCAUCAUGUCCAGAUUUAAUGGGCGCUUUUAAAAUAAUUGUUGGUGGUGGCUAUACUUCUUUCCUUUUAUUUUUUUUUCUACUUUGUAUUAUUUGGGGUUUAGGUAAUGAGCACUGCAUAAAAACACAAAUGUCUCUAUUGAACUUUAUUUUGGUUGGAUAGAUUUUAAAGAAUUUGGAAUUGCAGUCAAUAAAACAUUCUCAGAUUCAUAUAUGCAGUCACCCCUUAUCUGACAGAAUGCAGAAUUAAAAAUAGCAUUAUAUAAAUAUAUCAUAUAUCUUUAUUUUUUUACUCUAAGCACAACUGUAUAUAACUGCCAAUUUGAGAUGGUUCUGAGAGUGGCUUCACUUUAUGACAGGCACUCGGAGCCACCAGUAAGCUUAAAAAGAUAUUCUAAGCUCCAAAGAACUUUAGCUUAAUGAAGCAGUUUUGGUGUAUCGAUCAUACCCCUGCAGUCUUACUGCUCACAUGAAAAAAUUGUUUAAUUUUCAAUUGGUUGUGACAGCACAUUGUAUUUGCUAUAGAAGAUUUUAUCUCCGGCUCUGUUAAUUGAACUUUAAUCACACACAGGAGGCUUGUGCAUGUUCUAUCAUGCUCUUAAGAGUAGGUGAAAAUAUAUUCUAAAUUAAUCAGACUGUGCAUUAAGACAAGUUUAAACAUUUACAGGAAAUGUGCAGGGAGACAUGUCACGCGCAGCGAAAGUGUGACGAUGGCUGUAUGAACAAAAUUAUUUAACUCCUAAAUGAAUUCAGAAUUCAGCAGUUAGAUUUCAUGGACUUGAUCUAUACAACAAAACCACUGCAUUAAGCUAAAAUGUUUUGAUGCUUACAGUGACCCUUUAAUACCAACUUCCUGAUAUCAAUUUUGUCCAAGUCAUAUAUGCGGCAUGAUAAGAAGAUCUGCAGACUGCACUUCCGUGAACCACUGCUUUCCUGAUUGCUGUACAAAUGUGUAAACUGAUAAUUGUUGUGGGAUGGCUGCUAUCAGGUCGCAGUGCGGCUCAUGUAUGAUAAGUGGAACUGUGACUGGGGAAUAAACACCUUAUCCCAUAAACCUUUGCUGACAGAAGUUUAUCGGUAAAAAAAAGACCCUAAGACCAUGGCUGGCAUGUCUCUUCUUGAUUUGCUCAGAACGCAGGGAAAAUGGAGAUUUGUGGGUUAAAUACAAUUUUCAUUGUUCUAAACCUAAGAUCUGCAUUUUAAAGCAUUUUAUUUAAAAGAAAUGUUUACCUUUCUAUUCACUUACAAAAAGCUAAAAUUUCAACUUUGCAUGUUGAAUAAAGAUGAGACUACCUUGUACAAACAACUACAAACUGGUACAUAUUCUCUCCAUUUUAACUUCUUUUUAUUUUGUUUCUUGUGAUGUUUGAUCCAAAUGUUUUUCUUUCUCUAGGAUACAACCACAAUAGAAAAAAUGUCGAACUGCUGUGAAGAAACGUACGUAUAGCUGAAGUACAUCUGUCCUGAAAUAUUUACUUAUAUCUUCUGGCUAUAUAGUAUAUUAGGUCGCAUAGGGGGAUGUUCCAAUACCCCUCUUUCUGAGUACCUAAACAAUUAUUUUAUUUUUUUAUUUUUUUUCUUAUUAAACUGUUUAAGCUAAACAUUCAUUCUAUAUUCAUUAUAAUGGCAAUGAUUGCAGGUGGUCAUAUGCCAAACACUCUUAAUUGGUUUGACUCAUGAGCUACAGAUACCAGGCAAUAGAAUUGUGCUCUAUCAGACCAUAGCCACCAAAUCCUGGAGAAGUCUUUAUCAUCAGAGAUGCUCAAGCUAAGCCCUCCUAUUUUGUACAAUAUUUUAUAGAACUCAUCAAUUAUAUAUAAUAAAUAAAGAUGUAUAGAGAGAGAGAUACAUUUACAGUUUGCACAAGAGCUUAUGUAUGUGCUGUGCCCACGCGUUUUUCUUCAUUGUAAUGUACCAAUCCCUCAAAUGGUUUGAGACACAUUCGUUAUCUAAUGACCCCUCCUUAUUCCCAUGAGAUAACAUUUCAGUAGAAAGGGAAUGCUCUUUAAUAAAUAGAAGGCCACAUUUUCUACCCUGCUUUUGCCCCCAAUUUUGUAAAUCUAAAAAAAAAGUUUUAGUAAACAGCCAUGUUUCACUUUUGCUAAUAUUGGCAAAGCUGUUUCUUGUCUCUUUCUGUUUAGUGUUGCCUAUUUGCUUUUCACCUUCCCACUAGCUUAAAACCGACUGAAGCGAAUGUAAUUGUUUUGUUAUUUAUGGAGUUGGCUGCAGGAAAUACUGUGUGAUUAACUUCAAGGCUUUUCACAAUUUACUCUAGACAGCCUGACUACACUUUCUUUCUCCUUUCUCUCUUCCCCAAAAUCACAUCAACCCAGCACUCAGACUUCUUAAACCAGUCAUGGCUGAUUGCAGUGAAAUGGCUUAUGGCCAUGCUGUUUCAUGUGCAGCAUAUAUUCAGACUUAAUUGUAAUUAGAGAAGGAGAAAUACACAUAGGUAUUCAAACAGUUAGAAUCUGUGUUUCUUUCUUAUAUGAGCUUUGUAUAUAGGGAUUUUGUCUGUGUUUCUUUCUUAUAUGAGCUUUGUAUAUAGGGAUUUUGUCGUCGUCGUGCCCCCUUCUCUUUUUUUUUUAAAUUUUUUUAAUGUACAAAUAUUUUUGUUGUUGAUACAAGAAAAUAGCAUUUUGCAGGGAUCAAAGUGGAUAGAAGGGACUUGCCACUGUGUUAGUGACAUGUAUUCUUGUCAUCCCGGGAUUGUCUACAACUUCAGAAGUUGCCCUCCGUUGAUUGACAAUAAAGUUUCAGUCCCUGCUAGGUGGUCUUAAAACGCAGCUGCAUGUCACAAUGAAAGGAAAGCUGCAUUCGUGAUGCUAGGAAACACAAUUCAUCUGAGCUUUCUAAUAGAUCCCCAGCCAACCCUGUAUUGUCUACGUUGACUGAAGUGCACCAUGGGAAUGCUGUCUUUCACUAAUAAUGCUGUCUUCUGUAGAUCGAGAGCUCGAAAACCAUGGCAGCAGACCUUCUCAGAAGUUUUUGGCACUCGCUGGAAGAUCCUGUGGUUUAUUCCUUUCAGGCAGAGGCGACCACUGCGAGUCUCCUACUACUUUGCCAAUCAUGUCUAA
Messenger RNA from Pelobates cultripes (western spadefoot toad), 27137 nucleotides. The record is from the annotation of a GenBank genome assembly. NCBI's taxonomy places the organism in Eukaryota, Metazoa, Chordata, Amphibia, Anura, Pelobatidae.